This is a messenger RNA of Toxotes jaculatrix (banded archerfish), 3785 nucleotides long. It is a transcript of the gene dtna, whose product is annotated as dystrobrevin, alpha. Bases 322 to 2481 code for a protein of 719 amino acids. The record is from RefSeq and is a predicted model, not a curated record. Gene Ontology annotation, biological process: synaptic signaling. Lineage: Eukaryota; Metazoa; Chordata; Actinopteri; Toxotidae. Gene Ontology annotation, cellular component: synapse; plasma membrane. Gene Ontology annotation, molecular function: zinc ion binding. The transcript has 24 exons.
ACUUUAACAUUUUGCAGCCGGGGCGCACUGACGCAAGUGAAGAGAUCCCGCAUUACGUCAUCGUGAAGGCCACACACUGGAGGUGAGCGCUGCUGCCUGUGUUCAGCUCAGCUCUGCUCUGCUCUGCUCAGCCAGUACGCUGCCCGAAAAUUUCCACAACACGAGCUUUGCAGGAGAGCGGCACAGGAACGGCCGCCUCGCGCAGUGAUGCAGCGCCCUACACCAAAGAAGCCCUGAUCGCACCGCAGGACGCGACCGGCCGUCGGAUUCCUGGAGAGAAAAACAGCGAUGUUGCAUGACAUGCUUCGAAAUAAAUUCUGAAUGAUUGAAGACUGCGGGCGGAGCGGUGACAACAUGGCAGAUAGAAGGCAACUGUUUGUCGAGAUGAGGGCUCAAGACUUGGAUUCCAUACGACUGUCAACUUACAGAACAGCCUGCAAACUCAGAUUUGUGCAGAAGAAAUGCAAUUUGCAUUUGGUUGAUAUUUGGAAUGUCAUUGAGGCUUUUCGAGAGAACGGCCUCAACACCAUGGACCUCAACGCUGAGCUUUCUGUGGCUCGUCUAGAAGUGGUACUGUCUACCAUUUUUUACCAGCUGAACAAACGCAUGCCCACCACCCACCAGAUCAACGUGGAGCAGUCCAUCAGCCUGCUGCUCAACUUCCUGCUGGCAGCCUAUGACCCGGAGGGCCGUGGCAAGAUAUCUGUCUUUGUUAUGAAGAUGGCCCUAGCAACCAUCUGUGGUGGGAAAAUUCUGGAUAAAUUAAGAUAUAUUUUUUCACUGAUAUCAGAUUCCGCUGGAAUAUUGGUGUACUCACAGUUUGACCAAUUUCUGAGGGAGGUUCUCAAAUUACCUAUGGCAGUUUUCGAGGGACCUUCUUUUGGUUACACAGAACAAGCGGCAAGAACCUGCUUUUCACAGCAGAAAAAGGUCUCCCUCAACACAUUCCUCGAUACGUUGAUGUCAGACCCGCCCCCUCAGUGUCUGGUGUGGUUACCGCUCAUGCAUCGGCUCGCCAACGUGGAGAACGUCUUUCACCCGGUCGAGUGCUCCUACUGCCAUACUGAGAGUAUGAUGGGCUUCCGCUACCGCUGCCAGCAAUGUCAUAAUUACCAGCUCUGUCAGGACUGCUUCUGGAGGGGGCAUGCCAGCGGUUCCCAUAGCAACCAGCACCAAAUGAAGGAGUAUACGUCAUGGAAAUCCCCUGCUAAGAAGCUAUCCCAUGCACUCAGUAAGUCACUGAGCUGUGCAUCCAGCAGAGAGCCUCUUCACCCCAUGUUUCUUGAAAUGCCAGAGAAACCUCUCAACCUAGCUCAUAUUGUAGACACGUGGCCGCCAAGACCGGUGAACAUCACCAACGACUACUCACUCUCUCACUCCAUGCCUACAUCAGGGAACCCUUACUCCACCAAAAACAAGAAUAAUGAUGUUGAGCAAAGAAAGCCCUUGACUGGGGCUGCUCCACAUCUGUUGAAAGGGAGAGGGUUGAACUACAACCUCGAUGUUGCCGAUAGACUUGCUGACGAACAUGUUCUCAUUGGCCUCUAUGUGAAACUGCUCCAAAACAACCCCAGAACAUGUUUGCUGGAGAGCAGUAACCAUCAAGAUGAAGAGCACAGUCUCAUUGCCCGCUAUGCUGCUAGACUGGCUGCUGAUGCUGCGCAGGCUCAACAGCAGAGGGUCCCCACAGACCUCCCCUGCUCUCUGGAUGCCAACAAACAGCAGAGGCAGCUUAUUGCUGAGCUCGAGAGCAAAAACAGAGAAAUCCUGCAGGAAAUCCAGCGGCUGCGCCUUCAGCACGAGGAGGCCUCCCAGCCUCCUCCUGACAAGGGUCAGCAGAACCCCACUCUGCUGGCUGAGCUACGACAUCUCAGGCAACGCAAAGAUGAGCUUGAACAAAGAAUGUCUACUCUGCAGGAGAGUCGCAGGGAACUCAUGGUGCAGCUGGAGCAGCUAAUGAUGCUUCUCAAGCUGGAAGAAGAACGGAAACAAGCCACUCAGGGUCCCGGCUCUCCACGCUCUUCCCCCAGCCACACCAUCAGCCGGCCAAUACCCACACCAAUCCACUCGGACUCUGCCGGCACGACCCCGACUCACACACCUCAGGACUCACUCAUGGGCGUGGGAGGGGAUGUUCAGGAGGCCUUCGCUCAGGGUCCAAGGAGAAAUUUGAGAAAUGACCUGCUCAUUGCUGCUGACUCCAUCACCAACACAAUGUCGUCACUGGUUAAGGAGCUGAAUUCAGAAGGUGGAAGUGAGACUGAGAGCACUGUGGAUUCAGACUUUGGACGUGGUGACCUGUUGGCCACAACUUCUUCAGAUCCCUUCAUCACCUAUAAACCAAGGAGCUCCAGCGCUGCAGAGCAGGAGAGCUUUGAGAACGAUCUGGAGCAGCAGUUGGAGGACGAGCUCAAGUUGGAGGAGCUACUGAAGCACAGGCAGGAACCAGACAAACCAUGCAUGGUGACUCUGCAGCAGUGACUGUGUUAGUCCAUAUUACUGGUGAGCAAUAUGAAAAGCAACAAUUGUAGAAGACACUGGAUGGGACAACACUGGGCCGACGGUACAGAGCACUGAAGAUAUGAAGAAUUUAAGUUGAAAAAAAUUGCUAAAUCCAACCAUAGAAUACAUUUAUGUAAAGAUAUAUAUUUUUAACCAACCACAUAUUUAAAGUAAUACUGUGAGCUGAUGUAAAGAGAUUAAAUACUGAGCUGUCUAUUAUACCACAGGUGCCAUAAAAACCACAUGAUUUUGGGAAUUUUUUUCUUAAUUUUUAAUCCUUUUUAUAUGAGUUGUCUUACAAAUGUACAACAAUACUGUUCAUACAGGGUGGCAAACCUGAUUCCUUCAAAUCCUCAUGUUUCUGAAUACAGUGAACCAGGUUUAAGGGUUUGUCAUCUGAUUUAUGUUAUGAAACCUGAGAUUACAUUGGAGUUGAAGUUAUAGAUGAUAAAGUUUGCAAUCUUUUGUAAAUGUUUAACUCUGGCCUGGUUACAAUGAACAGAUUUUGUCACUAUUCCAUAGAUUUCUUACUGUUGCUGUUGAGUGGCUUUUGUAUUGUUUUUUUUUUUUUUUUUUUUUGACUCGUUUUCGAAGCAGACCGACUGCUAUUGACCAGAUGAGUUUGUUUUAUUUGAUACAUUAGUAAUAAUAAUACACACUGCCUUAGCUGGUUGGAUGACCUCUCAAAGGAGUUCAUUCAAACUGUCAAUGCAGCAUGUAGCUAACAACAAAACACGCCUGUUCAGCAGCAAUGCUAGUCUUCUUCACUGGAAAAAUGAGGUUAAACUCAUUUAAUCUGAUGCUGGGAAGUGAUUUUGUCUGCAGAGAUUUGGUCUGCAAAUAUGUACACUGUCUAUAUGUAAAUGGUCAAUUAAAUAUAAGAUAUAGAUGGAUUGAAAGUGUUUUAAAACACAGUGGAAAACAAUGUAAAACAUAGACUUCCAAAUUGCUCAAAUUCAAAGGUUUACACUGGUGAGGGCAUUGAACAAAUUGUGUUUACUAUCAAUGGUUUAUGAAUUAAGGUUCGAUCAUAGAUCAUCUGCCAUUGUUUCAUUUGUUAGCGUCAAUGCUCUCACACAAAUCUGUGCAUGACUUGCACACCAAAAUACACACUCUUGAUGUAUUUUCUGAGUGUGCGUGAAACUUUACUCAGUCACUUUGAGAAAAGUGGCAAGCCAAUCUAAAAUCAUAAAUGUGUGAAAUAUAUCUAGUUUGAUUUUUGAGCAAGUUCAUAGCAGUGAUUUUGCAUGGUGGUGAUGCAUAAUAAAGUGUUGACACAAUAU